This is a messenger RNA of Gastrolobium bilobum, 1808 nucleotides long. RefSeq names its product branched-chain-amino-acid aminotransferase-like protein 2. Lineage: Eukaryota; Viridiplantae; Streptophyta; Magnoliopsida; Fabales; Fabaceae. The transcript is spliced from 20 exons. Gene Ontology annotation, biological process: carboxylic acid metabolic process. Gene Ontology annotation, molecular function: catalytic activity. The coding region runs from base 17 to 1687 and encodes 556 amino acids. The record is from RefSeq and is a predicted model, not a curated record.
UGAAUUUGAGGAAGGAAUGGGUGAGGAGGUGGAGUUGAUUCACUCAUGGUCUGCUCCAAGAUCCCUGAGUACAGGUCUCAUGUAUUCUUUUGCUCAGAGGGAUGACAUUGAAGUGCUUGAUGAGCCACUCUAUGCUAACUUCCUUCGAAUCACUGCUCUUGAUAGACCCUACAGGGAGGAACUGCUCUCCAAAAUGGAAUCUGAUGGAAAUAAGGUUGUUAAGGACAUAAUUUAUCGUCCGGGAAGCAAGAAGUAUAGGUUCUGUAAGCAUAUAUCGAAACAAAUGGUACUGGGUUUGACAGAGGAUCUAAUGAAGAACGGAAAGCACUUCAUUCUGAUACGAAAUCCUCUUGACAUAUUGCCAUCCUUCGACAAGGUUGUCCCUCCAACUUUCUUUGAGUUGGGCUUGGCAGAGCUAGUUUGUUUAUACAAUGAACUUUGCGAGAUUGGAAAACCACCACCCGUUGUUGAUGCUGCUGAACUUCAGAAAGAUCCUGAGGCUACUUUACGGGGUCUUUGUAAUGACUUAGAGAUUCCUUUUCAACCUGCAAUGCUCAAUUGGGAAGCAGGUCCAAAACCAAUAGAUGGCUUGUGGGCCCCUUGGUGGUAUAAAACUGUACAUAAAUCUACUGGUUUUAAGGAAGAAAGGAAGUAUCCUCAGCCAUUUCCCUUUUCUCUCUAUGAUUUGUUGGAGCAAAGUCUACCCCUGUACAAUAUGCUUCGGCACCAUGUGAAGAAGAAGUCAUCCCUUCUGAGCCCUCCUUUACCUCUUCCUGAUCUUCCAGUUCCUGCAAAUGAGAAAUUGCUUGCUUGGGUUGGUGAUGAAAUCGUGACACGUGACAGUGCAAAGGUUUCUGUGUUUGAUUCAGUUGUCCAAGGAGGCGACUCGGUUUGGGAGGGUCUUCGAGUGUAUAAUGGAAGGAUAUUUAUGCUUGAGGAACAUCUAGACAGGAUGUUUGAUUCAGCAAAAGCUUUGGCUUUUGAAAAUGUUCCAACUCGAGAUAAGAUUAAGGAAGCUAUUUUCAAAACCCUAAUUAGGAAUGGGAUGUUUGACAAUUCCCACAUCCGACUUUCUCUAACGCGAGGAAAGAAGGUUACUUCCGGGAUGAGCCCAGCAUUAAAUCUGUAUGGAUGCACAUUAAUUGUGCUUGCUGAAUGGAAGCCCCCAGUUUAUGAUAAUGAGCGUGGUAUAGUUCUUGUAACUGCUACAACACGUCGGAAUUCUCCAAAUAAUUUGGAUUCAAAGAUUCAUCACAAUAAUCUCCUCAAUAACAUACUUGCGAAGAUCGAAGGCAAUAAUGCAAAAGCAGAUGAUGCCAUCAUGCUUGACAAAGAUGGUUAUGUAUCUGAAACCAAUGCAACAAACAUUUUCAUCCUUAAAAAGGGCCGUGUUUUGACACCACAUGCUGAUUACUGUCUUCCUGGCAUUACUCGCGCAACUGUCAUGGAUCUUGUGGUGAAGGAGCAGUUUAUCUUAGAGGAGCGGAGAAUCAGCCUGUCAGAAGUGCAUACGGCAGAUGAGGUAUGGACAACAGGAACCAUGGGAGAACUAAGCCCAGUAGUGAAGGUUGAUGGACGCACAAUUGGUAAUGGAGAAGUAGGACCAAUAACUAGAAAAUUGCAAGCUGCUUAUAAAAAGUUGGCAGAACAGUCUGGUGUACCUAUACAGAACUACCUCCAUGCUUGAAAGGUGGAACUUGGAAGUGUGUGAAAAUUGCAGGUGUCCCACUACUGAGAACUACCUAUCUUAGCUUUUUCCUCUCAUCGAGAAUAAUAAUGUAUUACUUUAUUUUCUACUUUAGGGUUCU